Molecule: messenger RNA, 747 nt
Organism: Aspergillus fischeri NRRL 181
Lineage: Eukaryota; Fungi; Ascomycota; Eurotiomycetes; Eurotiales; Aspergillaceae
Product: carbonic anhydrase
Exons: 1
Coding region: 1-747 (248 amino acids)
Biological process (GO): carbon utilization; cellular response to carbon dioxide; cellular response to oxidative stress
Cellular component (GO): cytoplasm
Molecular function (GO): carbonate dehydratase activity; zinc ion binding
Source: RefSeq, a predicted model, not a curated record
AUGUGUCCAACCUCCACCGUCAGCUUAAUGCAUCGCUCGCCCUGUUCCACAUCUGCGCCAUUGCGAUCGAGUCAGAAGUCGGCGGCCCAGACGAGUGCUAAUAGUGACUCACUUUCAGACAAAUUCUCUGCCGCGCUUGCCAAGAACAAGGAAUGGGCUGCGAAGUGCUCCCAAGAGCACCCUGAGCUGCUUCCCACACUUGCUGUCGGUCAACACCCGGAAAUUCUGUGGAUCGGCUGCUCCGACUCCCGCUGCCCCGAGACCACCAUCUUAGGCCUUCUGCCCGGUGAUGUCUUCACCCACCGUAACAUUGCCAACGUGAUCCACCCUGCCGAUCUCAGCUCGGGCGCCGUCAUCGAGUUUGCCGUGCGUCAUCUUCGCGUUAAGCACGUCGUAAUCUGCGGUCACACCAAGUGCGGAGGUGUGGCCGCUGCCCUGGGCAACAAAGGCCUGGGCAUCCUCGACCCCUGGCUGAUUCCUCUGCGUCAGCUCCGUGAGCAGCACCUCGCUGACCUGCAAUCUCUGUCCCAGGACGAGGCCGUCGUCAAGCUGGCCGAGUUGAACGUCAAGGAGGGCCUGAAGGCAUUGACGCAGAAGAGCGUCGUGCUGGAGGCGAUGCAGGAGCGAGGCCUUCAGGUGCACGGGCUCAUCUACGAUGUCGGAUCUGGCGUCCUUCGGGAGCUGGACGCCGCUGAACCCGAGGAUGCGAUCAAGGCACGGUUGACAUCGUUCAAGACCGAUGCUUAG